AUGGGGAAGACGAAGCCUCCGAGUGCAGGUUUGUUUGUUGGACUGAACAAAGGUCAUGUCGUGACCAGGAGGGAAUUGGCUCCACGUCCUUCUGAUAGGAAAGGGAAAACAAGCAAAAGAGUUCACUUUGUAAGGAGCCUCAUCAGGGAAGUUGCUGGAUUUGCGCCUUAUGAGAAAAGGAUCACUGAGCUUCUUAAAGUUGGCAAGGAUAAGCGUGCUUUAAAGGUGGCAAAGAGAAAGUUGGGCACCCACAAGAGGGCAAAGAAGAAGAGAGAGGAAAUGUCCAAUGUUCUCCGUAAGAUGAGGGCAGCUGGAGGUGGUGAAAAGAAGAAGUGA
This is a messenger RNA of Oldenlandia corymbosa var. corymbosa, 336 nucleotides long. The record is from the annotation of a GenBank genome assembly. NCBI's taxonomy places the organism in Eukaryota, Viridiplantae, Streptophyta, Magnoliopsida, Gentianales, Rubiaceae.